AUGCCAGAAGAAAAAGUUCUACAAACACUCGGUCCAAAAUUUUUACAUAUUUAUUUAACAACACCUAUAGAAAUCUUAGAACAAAUAGUUCCACAAGCUGAUAAAAAAGGAUAUCGAGCAAUUGUUAUUACAUGUGAUCCACCACAUGAACGUAUUCGAGAUUUUGUAUUACCAUUAUUUGAAGAAGCAUCAAAGAAUAUCGAUCCAGACUUAAUGAAGAAUAUGUCAAUACCAAAUUUGAAUAUACCUGGUAUAAUUGUUAAGCAACCUUUUGGCACUGGUUCAGUAACAUGGGCAAAUAUUGAAUGUUUAAGAAAAUUGACACAAUUACCAAUUAUUUGCAAAGGUAUACUUUCACCAAUUGAUGCAGAAUUAGCAAUUAAAUAUGGAGCAAAUGGAAUUAUUGUCAGGCCUGCUUUGCAUAUAAUCAUUGAUACAGCACCACCAGCUAUUGGAUGUCUAGAAGAUGUCGUCAAUGCUGUAGAUGGACGUGCAGAAGUAUUUGUUGAUACUGGUAUUCGAACUGGGACUGAUGUAUUAAAAGCAUUAGCAUUAGGUGCACGAGCUGUUUUGAUUGGUCAGCCAAUUUUAUAUGGAUUGGCUUGUGGUGGACAAGAUGGUGUUCGAAGAGUAUUAGAUAUAUUAAAACGUGAAUUAGUUUAUGAUAUGGCUUGUUGUGGAUUAACAUCGAUUGAUCAAAUUAAUAAAGAUAUUCUUUAUAAACAUUAA
Messenger RNA from Rotaria sordida, 729 nucleotides. The record is from the annotation of a GenBank genome assembly. NCBI's taxonomy places the organism in Eukaryota, Metazoa, Rotifera, Eurotatoria, Philodinida, Philodinidae.